UUUAGCACACUGUACAAUAAAAAUAAUUUCAUAAUUCAUUGCAUAUUUACUGGGAGUGAAUAUAAAGUUGAAUGAAUUGUUUAUCUCAGAUUUGGUACAUGGUUUAUGUAGUCCUCGUAGUGGCAGAGACAUCACAGGCCGGCGACAUCACUUUUUUUGAGUUUGACAGACUGGGCUGCCGCGGCCUGUACGACCAAUCAAAAUUAGCUCGACUGGACAGGCUUUGUGAAGAAUGUUACCAAGUUUUUAGAGAAGAGGAAAUACUCUAUAAAUGCAGAAAGCAUUGUUUCAGCAGUAAGAUGUUUCAAGAAUGCGUAACAUCUGUUACUCAUGAAAGGCAUCGGAAUGAACUGAUGGAAGCUUCUGCUACACUCAGAUGUCACAUACCCGAAUGGAUAUGACCUAUCAUGUAAACAUGAAUGAUUACUUAUUCAAAAAGUUUUCCCCUCC
Molecule: messenger RNA, 450 nt
Organism: Parasteatoda tepidariorum (common house spider)
Lineage: Eukaryota; Metazoa; Arthropoda; Arachnida; Araneae; Theridiidae
Source: RefSeq, a predicted model, not a curated record